CGGGGUGUGUCGCGAGAUCCGAUCCAACAUGUCCUAUCUAUAGCGCCAUACAGUAUCUCAGACUCUCUCGUGAAUCCCUUUCUGCUUGGCUCAUUCUCGAGAAAUGGCGCCGGCUUCUCAAGAUUUGACGCUUGACUGUCCCCGCCUACGCUUGUUCAUCCCUUCGUCCGGGACUUCCCUUUAGAUAUCGCGUUCAUCCAAGCGAGCUGAAAGCAGUUUUUGCUUCUCUCUAGUCUCUCCUGUGUUUUUUUUUUCUCGUCUCCUUUCCGUGCUCGACGGAGAAUAUGGCUGGUCCAACGCAGGGAAGUCCCGCGACGCGAAUAAUUCCACGCCACUCAUACUUUUUCUUGUUUCUGUUGCUCGUUGCUACAUGGACUCUCGCCUCCUUCUUCUCAAGGAGUUAUGUUGCCGCUUCGGUGGUCCAGAAUGUCCGUCUUCCUCAUCCUCGUUUACAGCGGGAUACUGACUUGUUCCAGGAUGCUUCUCAAUCCCAAAUCCCACCGAUGCCCGAGACAGAGCAGCCGGAUCAGCGAAGCAAACCCCAAAAUUCUCCAAUGCCUAACAGCCACUUGUACGCGCCUGGUUCUUUGCCGAGUAAUGCCCGUCGGUUAGCAGUUAUCAUCGAGACAAAUAUCACGUCGAGGCUCAUGCCCAUCAUGCUCCAUUUUGCCAACGUUCUGGGGCCGACAUGGACGGUUGUUCUGUUUACGCUAGAGGAAAAUUGGGUCAUGCCUUCUUCUGCCCUAUUUCUCCGAGCAGCAGCAGAGCGCAGAGUCGAGACACGCUUUCUGCCACCUGGAACCGACUUGAGCAGCAGUCCUUUGGUCUCGCUAUUCCUGACAAAGCCCUGGCUGUGGGAGCAGGUAGAAUGGGCAGAUCGGAUCUUGUUAUUCCAGCUAGACAGCAUUAUCUGCUCGAGUGCUGCAGUAACAGUGGAUGACUUUGCCAGAUACGACUUCAUCGGAGCACCGAUCGAUCCUCAAUACGGCGAGGGAUAUAACGGGGGACUGUCUUUGAGGAAUCCUAGGCUAUUCCUGCAGAUCACCAAGGAGGCAGAUUUUGAGACAAGCCCCUUCGACUACGAAGACAGCUGGUUCUACGCGCAGGCAAAGGCACGGGCGGGGGUGCUUCUUCCCACGGAAGAUGUUGCCAAGACCUUCUCAGUCGAAACCAUCUACACCGAGAAACCCCUCGGAUAUCAUCAGCCCAGUCGAUGGCAAGCUCAUAAGAUGGCCGAGAUUGAAGAGUGGUGUCCAGAGGUGAAGAUGCUUAUCGGCCGUCGUGCUACUUAAGAAGCCACAGGGCUGGUAAAGAAUCAGCCCAGUUGGAAAUCGGGGAUCCUUCCAAGUGUUCUCAUUCAGUCUUCCAGGAACACCGACGGCACCUGACAUAGGUUCUAGCCAUCCUGUAGCUAGGUAGUUAGUAAGCCACCAUGGUUGUAUCUGGGGAACGAGAC
This is a messenger RNA of Phialemonium atrogriseum, 1456 nucleotides long. RefSeq lists its product as uncharacterized. Lineage: Eukaryota; Fungi; Ascomycota; Sordariomycetes; Cephalothecales; Cephalothecaceae. The coding region runs from base 285 to 1292 and encodes 335 amino acids. The record is from RefSeq and is a predicted model, not a curated record. The transcript has a single exon.